GAGGUAACAUAAAGUCUCGCGAUAAACACAUAAAAUCGCGAGGCAUUGUUGCUCCGCUCAGUGCUGCAAAUUGGAAGUUGAACUUGCUUGCAGGAUCGCAGAACCAUGCCUGAACAGAGCGGUAAGGUCCAGACGGUGCUGGGUCUGAUAGAGCCCAAUCAGCUGGGCCGCACCAUGACCCACGAACACCUUACAAUGACGUUUGAGUGCAGCCAUGUUUCCCCAGCACCUGGAGACGAGGGCCUUGCCGCAGCUCCCAUUGAGAUGAAGCACCUUCACUGGUUGCAGCAGAAUCCGUACAGCCACCAUGAGAACCUGCUGUUGAAUCAAGAGAUCGAGGCGGUGAAGGAAGAGCUGUUGUGUUACCGUAAAGCAGGAGGAGGAUCCAUAGUGGAGAACACCACCACGGGCAUCAACCGAAAUCUGCCUGUUUUGCGGCAGCUGGCCAAAGAGACGGGUGUGCAUAUCAUAGCUGGAGCGGGGUACUAUGUGGACGUGACCCACUCUGAUGAGACAAGAAAAAUGACCGUUGAGAAGCUAACUGAUAUCAUUGUCAAUGAAGUGCUCCAUGGCGCAGACGGUACAGAUAUCCGCUGUGGUGUGAUUGGAGAGAUCGGUACAAGCUGGCCAAUCACAGAGAGUGAGAAGAAGGUCCUGCGAGCCACUGCUCACGCUCAGACUCAGCUGGGCUGCCCAGUUAUCAUCCACCCCGGACGAAACAAAGCCGCUCCUGGGGAGGCCAUCCGCAUUCUGCAAGAAGCAGGUGGAGAUAUCUCCAAAACAGUCAUGUCUCAUCUUGACAGGAGCAUAUAUGAUCCGCGAGAAUUGCUGGAGUUUGCAAAGAUGGGGAGCUACCUUGAAUAUGACCUCUUUGGCACAGAGGUGGUGAAUUACCAGUUUAACCUUGAUGUUGACAUGCUCAGCGACAGCCAGAGAGUUCAGACCUUGGCUUUCCUGAUCAGAGAAGGUUAUGAAGACAGAAUCCUCAUUGCCCAUGAUAUCCACACCAAGCACCGACUGACCAAGUAUGGCGGUCAUGGCUUCUCCCACAUCCUGAAGAAUAUUGUUCCCAAAAUGCUGUCUCGAGGUAUCACUCAGAACCAGGUGGACAAAAUACUGAUAGAGAAUCCUAAACAAUGGCUGACAUUUAAAUAAACCAACCGCCUUAAAAAUCAAUUUCCUUCCUCAAGUUAACAUACCAAAAAUUGAUUUCUAAUUUUUAUUGUUAGGAACUUUGUUGUACUGUUGAUUUUGAUGCUAAAAUCCUUACUUUGGUGAGCGUUAAUUCAUGUGCACUGUUAAAAAUAAAGGUUUCAAGAGAGGGUUUUAUAGAAACACAAUAGAAGAGCCAUUCUGGGUUCCCCAAAGAACCUUUCAAUGAACAGUUUUUAAAAGAAACAUUUUUUUUAGUGUGAAGAAUAUUUUAAUAAUCGUGCAGUGGAAUGGUUUCUUCGUGGAACGAUUGAUGCCAAGAAAAAACCUUUAUGUAAGAUGGCAAAGUUGAGACCCAUAGCUCACAUGUUAAGUUUAACACUAACUAGAAUAUUCAUAUCAAAUAUUCACCAGUCUUCAAUGAUCAAAGUUCUCUCACCACAAAAAAGUGGGUAAAAUAAAAGCAUGGCUCUGAGUUGUGGAAAAUAGGUGCUUUUUACUUAAGUUGACAAAGAAAAUAUGAUUAAUUAGACUAAUAAUGCAGCUCAGGGGAUCACAACUAAGCAAUAGAUAAUGGAAACAAGUGGAACAGUACUAGUGUAUUACAAGGUCUGAUGAAAUAUCCUGACUACAUUACUUACUAAUUAGCUCGUGCAAAAUAUCUAUUAAUCAAUCACACAUUCUAAUAGUUUGCAAAAUUUUCUUUCUGAUAUUGUGUAGCUGCAAACAUCUCAACCAGUUAAUAAUGUUGAACAUACUUGACAACGACUGACUAUUAGAACUAAGGUGAUUGAAUGUGACCGUAUGCCUAAAGUAAGACUGCUUGCUGUACACGUUUGUUCUUUGGCAAGCCUGAUGUUUCACAGCGCAUCUGAUCAUUUGAAGGCAUGCGUUCUGGCAGGUCAUUGUGUAGGACAGAGAGAUGAGUUUCUCUGGAGCAGGUGGCUGCUCACACUAGUAAAAUAAUGACACUGUCAGGUGCUCUGUUCCCGUGUAACAGCAAGGUAAUAUUACAAAACAUGCCGAGUCAUCCGUAAGUUACUUUUAAGAAGAUGGCAUGGUAAUUAAUCUUGCCCAUUUCCUUUCAUUUUUACUUUUUUUUUUUUUUUGCUCCAGCAUGAAAAACUGAUUUGCUUUUUGAAUGUAUAGAUAUAGAUAUAGGACUACCAUUUUACAGUUGUAUAUUUCGUUUAGUGCUUUUAAAGGAAUAGCAAAAUAUUAUAAACGAUGACAAUACUUGAAGUAAUCAAGUCAAGGAUAUUUCAUAGUUGCAUUUGUUGACUAUGUAGAGCUUUUAGUUUUAUAGCAAAUUUAUACACGCAUGCAAAUCAUACAAUAUAUUUUAUUCACACUUUUUUGAAGACACUGCACAUACCAGACAGUGAUAAUAUUUUUAAAUGACAACAUUUAUAUAAAACGGAACAGAACUGUGGCUUGAAUGUGACAAUUUGUGUAUGAAGAAUGAGAAAUUAUUGAAGAAAUGUAAUCUGAACUAUAUUUCCGGGCUAAUGGCAUGUGCUCUGUAACAGCCUCUUCUGAUCAAAGGUAGGCACAUAUGGAAUGGAAUUAUGUCAAAUGAUUUUCUGCUUUCACGGCCAGUUAAUCUCAAUAAAUAUACUGCAAUCA
Molecule: messenger RNA, 2778 nt
Organism: Sinocyclocheilus anshuiensis
Lineage: Eukaryota; Metazoa; Chordata; Actinopteri; Cypriniformes; Cyprinidae
Gene: pter
Product: phosphotriesterase related
Exons: 5
Coding region: 106-1155 (349 amino acids)
Biological process (GO): catabolic process
Molecular function (GO): zinc ion binding
Source: RefSeq, a predicted model, not a curated record